Lobosporangium transversale is the source of this 1274-nucleotide messenger RNA. RefSeq lists its product as hypothetical. The transcript has a single exon. Lineage: Eukaryota; Fungi; Mortierellomycota; Mortierellomycetes; Mortierellales; Mortierellaceae. The record is from RefSeq and is a predicted model, not a curated record. The coding region runs from base 65 to 1141 and encodes 358 amino acids.
CAAACACUCUUCUACCACCGAUCACUAUACCAUUAUAUAUACAAGAAAUUCAUCGCUUGUGACAAUGAAACGACCAACCACAAGCAUGAUCUUCAUGUUUCCAUUUGUCCUUGUUACCUCACUCUGCUUCGUCUCUGCUGAAGAUAAAGAGGGCGCACGAUCAACAACAAAUACUGCAGAACAAGAACUGAGCCCACAUAUUAUUGACAAAUUAUCACGCAUCAUUCAGCCCAACCCAACGUAUGCCUUUUAUGACUCGUCCAAGUUUAAGCAUGAUGAGCUUGCUGCCUCAGCUGUCUCGCCUUUCUGCAAAUCCUUUACGUUCCUUUGUCACAUACGUUGUCUUCAAAGGGGUGAUCCUAAGGAUGCGGGCCGUAUCAUCGAGUUCACACCCUCCAAAGCUUCAGCACACUAUAAAGGAGAGAUCAACCGAUGCAUCCAUAUUCCAGUUUCUAAUUCAGUCAAAGUCCUUUGUCUCUGCAACAAUGGUGUCGACUUGACUGCUGAGAUCGAUUACGCGCUUGAGGGCAUUGUCAAUGCCAGCGACUCAGCAGGUGAUCCCGGAAAAUAUGAGAUGAAAGGAGCCGCUAUAGAGCAGUUGACAGCAACUACGACGAUCACAAAGACCAUGACCACCACAGUGAUGUCGACAAAAACAGUGACUAAAGCCUGUGAAGCUACUCCAACGCCGGCGAUAGUCUCCAAAACUGAGACAAAGGAAGAUAAAUAUUUGGACAUUGAGCAGAAAAUAUUUGACACCCACAAUGGUCCUAAUUCGAUUCAGCAUGCGCAGUCACUCAGUAAAUCGAAGCUGUAUGAAGAGCAAAACAUGAUUAAAGAAUUAGCAGAGGAGGCUGAGGAUCAGGAAAGAUUGGGAAUAAAGGGUAGCAAAGACAAUCAUCAAGACAAUGAUAGCGAUGUAGAUGACCACGGAAUCAGUGACCAAUGCAUUGAUUGUAAUAUCGAAGCCCAUCAAAAACUCUUAUUCAAAGUUGAAGUUAAGCUCUGGAAGGGGCAUCACGCCGAUAGUGAUGAAGACAAAGAGAGUGAGUUGGAGGAGAGAGAUCAACGCCGCAGAGAAGAAAAUAUUGAAAUGCAAGCCAGUGUACAAAAACACAACUUCCAGAAAGUUCAGUCAUAAUAGGAAACAUUGCGAAGACAGAAACACAUCAUAGAUCUGAGUCUGCUUGACAAAGCACGAUAAGCGCAAUAUACGCUAUACCAUACCACAUGUAUACGUAUACCGCAUGCACACACACCUCUCAUUCAAAACU